UUACGAGGCAUUUUAUACCACAUUGUGAAAAAGCUUAACUCAGUUUAAUUUUAAGCAAAAAUUAGAAAAAUGGCUCGUUUCUCUGUCCACGCCCAUGCGUUGCUCAUUUUAGGCUGUUGGAUUACUUUUUCCUCUGGCGCUGUCCCUCUUUCCUUGGAAGGCAAACUGCACGAAUUAGAAGUGAGGUUGAAAACGAAUGCAAACGAACAGGACAAGAUAAACAUUCUCCUAGUUAACAAAGUAAAUGAACUUGAAGAAAAGGUAAAACAGCUGGAGGCCCAACUCGAACAACAUAAUGAAAUAAAACAAGAUUUAAAACUGAAAGUAACACAAUUGGAGGCCAAAAAUGUUCAGUUGGAAUACAAAGUACGAAAGCAGGAAACGACAAUAACUUCUGGGGGUAAGAGCGGAAUCAUGAGAACAUGCCAAGAACUCCAUGACACUGAUCCAUCACUUCCAUCCGGAAUGUAUUCGAUCGACCCGGAUGGUGACGGCGUCGGCAAUAGCCCAAUCUACGUUUACUGCAACAUGACGUCAGGAUCGACCGUAAUUUUGCAUGAUAGUGAAUCUUCCGUCAACGUGGGUCACUGCACCGAUCCUGGAUGUUAUUCACGAUCGAUCAACUACAACGCGUCAAUGGGACAAAUAAGAGCUUUGGUCAAAUUAUCAGCUGAAUGUCAUCAAUCAAUUAAAUACGAAUGCUAUUACGCUCCAUUUGAAUUCGGCAACACGGUUUACGCCUGGUGGAACGACAGGAAUGGAAAUCCGCAAUAUUUUUGGGCCGGGAAUAACAUGGACGGAAUUCACACCUGUCAGUGCGGAAUCAGUGGGAACUGUGCCGACAAUUCAUUAAAGUGCAACUGCGACACAGCGGCGCCAGUUCAGUUAGUCGACGACGGUGUCAUUACGGAUAAAAAUAUUCUGCCCAUCACUAGUCUGAAUUUUGGUCGAACUCAACUAGAAACGUCGUCCGGCGUCCACACGCUGGGCAGAUUCGAGUGCUCUGGAACAGUACCUGACUUUGUAUUCCCAACGUCGUGUGAGGAUUUGUGGUUGGUUGGCCACACCCUGAAUGGAUUGUAUUUCGUCAUGGGAUCUACGAUGAUGGAAUCCGUUUAUUGCGAUUUUACUAAGCUUCCCGACGAUGCCGGUUUUCAAAAAUGGAUCGGAUACGCGGACGUCAAAUCAGCGCCCGUCCACUUCUAUGUCCAAAGAAAUUCUUCAUUCACUGGUGGUGCUAUUCCGAUUCCGUUCGAUUUGGAGCGGCUGAACGUCGGAAACGCCUUUAAUUUGACAUCAGGAAUAUUCACGGCACCUCGAUCGGGGACUUAUUUCUUCUCUUUCAUGGGAUCGGCGAGAUUUCCAUCUUCACCGUCUGUUUGGUUAGGAGUUGGCAUUUACUGGAACGAUAGGCAAAGCGGGAUGGCAUGGGUUGAAGAUGUAAAUACUCCCUCUCGUCGAAUUACUACAGUGAGCCUUCAGUCGACGCUCAACUUGAAAAAGGGCGAUCAAAUCUGGCUGAAGGUUUCCGACAUGUCCGGAGAUCUGCCUCUGUUUGACGACGAUCACCACCACACUCAUUUCACCGGUUUCAUGUUGCAGGAGGAUAUUAUCGCCUCCAUUUGAAUUUGUGCGCUGAGAAACCAUCAACGAAAAUAAAAAUAUUCUUAUAAAGAUUAUCGACUCGAAAUACAUUUUCUUGAUUAGAUUUAUUAAAGGGAAAAAAUUCUUCUAUGGAAAUGUAAAUUCUUUUAUAUAAACGUUUUACUGUGUAGUAUAGAGUUAGAAACAAUGACACGUAAAUAAGUUACGAGUUUAUUGAGUUUACAAUAAAUUGUUAUCUCCAAU
Daphnia pulex (common water flea) is the source of this 1848-nucleotide messenger RNA. RefSeq lists its product as uncharacterized. The coding region runs from base 70 to 1626 and encodes 518 amino acids. Lineage: Eukaryota; Metazoa; Arthropoda; Branchiopoda; Diplostraca; Daphniidae. Gene Ontology annotation, molecular function: protein binding; extracellular matrix structural constituent. The record is from RefSeq and is a predicted model, not a curated record. The transcript has 6 exons.